Cydia splendana is the source of this 1537-nucleotide messenger RNA. RefSeq names its product catalase-like. The record is from RefSeq and is a predicted model, not a curated record. Bases 1 to 1527 code for a protein of 508 amino acids. Gene Ontology annotation, cellular component: cytoplasm. Lineage: Eukaryota; Metazoa; Arthropoda; Insecta; Lepidoptera; Tortricidae. Gene Ontology annotation, molecular function: catalase activity; heme binding. Gene Ontology annotation, biological process: hydrogen peroxide catabolic process; response to hydrogen peroxide. The transcript has a single exon.
AUGAUAUUUAAUUUAACUGUAUAUCCAUUGCAGAAACCUAUUGGAGUGCUGACAACUACCGCUGGCAAACCGGUGGAGGUGCGAGAGACAGUUACUCUCAACACAGAUUUCUUCAACAAUCAGUUUUUCUGGGACCUGCAGUCUGCUUCCGAACAUGAGCGUAUCCCGGAGCGCUCGGUGCACGCGCGAGGCACGGGCGCCUUCGGCUACUUUGAAGUUACUAACGACGUCUCCAAAUACACCAAAGCGGAUGUCUUUAAUGGCAUUGGAAAGAGAACCCCCGUCGUCGUCCGAUUCUCCUAUCUAGUCCAAAAUCGCGGAGGCUUAGAUAUAGUCAGAGAAACGGGAGCUUUAACAUCCAAAUUUUACACAAACGAGGGCAAUUUAGAUUUUCUGGCCAUAUCGAUCCCAGUUUUCCUCUAUAAUUCUCCACAUUUAUUUAGUCCGGUGGCUCAUGCUUUCAAAAGAAACCCUAAGACACACAUUGUCGAUUCUACAGCUCGUCUGGACGUCGUCACUCUUACGCCUGAAACCCUCCACCAGAUAUUGUGGCUGUUAUCAGAUUUCGGUAUAUUUUAUGGCUACAGGAAAAUGAACGCAUUUCCUGUCCACGCAUACGAGAUCGUAAACAAACACGGCGACAGCUAUUACGUGAGAUUUAAUUUCAUAACUGAACAGGGUCUGGAGCUACUAACCGAUCGAGCUGCCAUGGCUUUUAGAGCUUAUGACCCAGACUACGCCACCAGAGAACUUUAUGAUGCAAUAGCCGCAGGAAACUACCCCUCUUGGAGACUAGAUAUGGACAUCAUUCCGAAGUCCCACAUUCCUAGGCUUAAUUACAAUCCUUUCGACAUGAGCGCUUUAUGGAGGAAUGGAACAUACCAUACGGUAACUAUCGGACGCUUAGUUUUAGACAGAAACCCUGAGAACAACUUUAAGGAUGUCGAACAAAUGGCCUUUAAUCCCGGAAAUUUGGUGCCCGGAAUACCAGGACCCGUUGAUGAUGCGUUCAAAGUGCGAAGAUUCUCCUACCGAGAUGCUCAAACUUACCGGUUAGGUAUCAACCAUAAUAAUAUUGAACGCAAUCAUCCGAAGUAUAGGAAGACCUACAACCGAGAUGGCUUGCCGCCAGUGCUAGAUAAUAUGAAAGAUGCGCCGAAUUACUAUCAGAACUCUUUCAAUGGCCCAGUUCCGUAUGUGGACGUAGCGAAGCCUAAAGAGAUGGUAUCGCCUAAGUUCAAACAGUCGAUAGAUCUUGGAGAGUCUUCUUAUUUCUACAACACUUUUAUUAAUACAGAAGGUAAGAGAAACAGGAUGGCAUUAUACAUAGCCACCAUAAUGGUGAAUGCGAUUGAAGAAACGCAAAAGAAAUGGCUCGAGCUCAUGUACCUCGUAGACCGAGACUUGGGCUCGCGCGUCGCGGCCGCGCUGCCGAUCGCUGAGGCGCAGAAGCUUUUGGGAUUCCCAAAGCUCGUAUUAGUUGAAGAGAAUCCUAAAACAUAUGAUUUAGCACCUAUGUGCCAAUAGUUACAGGAAA